This is a messenger RNA of Polyodon spathula (Mississippi paddlefish), 3667 nucleotides long. It is a transcript of the gene gnb1l, whose product is annotated as guanine nucleotide binding protein (G protein), beta polypeptide 1-like. The transcript is spliced from 6 exons. NCBI's taxonomy places the organism in Eukaryota, Metazoa, Chordata, Actinopteri, Acipenseriformes, Polyodontidae. The coding region runs from base 936 to 1916 and encodes 326 amino acids. Gene Ontology annotation, molecular function: protein binding. The record is from RefSeq and is a predicted model, not a curated record.
GUAUGUUUGCAAAAGAGAAUUUCAGAGGAGAGUUCCCUGUCGUUUGAACUCAGUGCGGUCUGUGUUAGUGAUCAGGACAACUGCUGAUCUUAAUAUAAAACGUGUAAGCAGCUCUUUAAAGACCCUGUUUGUCCAAGCUAUGAAUUAAAGAGGCAAGAAAUCACCUUCAGGGGUGAAGCGGGAUUAGUAUAAAGUUAAAGAGCUCUGUUAGUUUCAUGAAACUAGACCCCAUGGUGUAAUUAUUUGAAGCAGAAUGCCCAGUCUUUUAAGGUAAUUUGGAGCAGGUUGUGUGCACGGUUCCUUUCUAACCCUGUACUGACACUUGGGCGUGACAGUGCUGUUUUGCAGUGGGCACAGUUCUCAUAUAAUGCCUUCGAGCAAGCAAAUAAACUUGGGUAUUAUCUGCUGAUGCAGCGACCGCUUUUGAGAAUGUUUCAUUCAUUAAGUUGUCUUGGGUAAUGAUUUAUAAUGUAUUGGAUAAUGAUCCUGUCACAAGAAUCAGACCAGUGCCUCAUCAAUUAAAGUUUGUUUCUCUUUGUUUCCAGCUUUGUUUAUGUUUAUAGUGAACGUGCAACAUAGCUAAUUCAAUGUUUUGUUUUCAGUCCCAGUCUAAUAAUUCUUAUUUGCUUACACAUGGCUUGUCGGUUUGAAAAAGGAGUACUGACCAAGCUCAGUCAAUUUCCUGAACUCUUAUUGGAGACAGAGAUACUGAUAGUUCAAGUGCAGUGCUGGGUGGGAUUGCUUCCUGUGAGGUAGGUCACAUGGUCACAUUGCAACCAGACCAUUGGACUAAAACUAAGCUACAGCACAGGAAGUGAUUUUAUACUAGGAAGCAGGAGCACUUUUGACUUGAACAGCGUUGUCUUUCAGACGUGUGCAAUUUCCAAAGAUAGACUCCACGAGUCAUCUAAAGAGUGUUUCUCUUUCAGGUACCAAUGGCGUUGCCACCUCCUGAUCCUCUCUUUGUUCUCCGCGGGACCGGCGCGCCGGUGAACACGCUGUGUUUCUGCUGUCGGAACCAGGAGCAGGACAAGCCCCUCCUCUUCUCUGGCUCUGCCAAUGGAGCAAUUCAUGUUUGGAAUCUGAGGACGAGGAGGACAGAGAGUGUGCUGGAAGGACAUGGAGGGGCGUCAGUCUUGUGGGUCCAGACUCUCAACAGCAGAGAUGCCCUGAUCAGCCAGGGUCGUGACCUCCGAGUGUCCAUGUGGGACCUGGCUGAAGGAAGGAGUGUGGUCACAGAUUCCAUUCUAACGGAGAGCGUGGGGUUCUGCCAGUGUUCUCUGCUGGACAGGAAGGGCGGACAUUGGCUACUGGCUGUUCCUGGGGCAGACAUGGCAGCGGUUCGAGUUUUGGAUCUUCCCAGUAAGACACCGGUCUGCACUCUGAAGCCAGAUGCUAAGCUAGGCAUGCCUAUGUGCCUUAAACUAUGGCAGCCGGACUCGGGAUCCAGCCCCUUGCUGUGGGCAGGCUAUGAGGAUGGAUCGGUCUCCCUCUGGAACCUGUCAGAACGGAGUCUGCUGAGCCACCUCGCUUGCCACGCUGAGCCCGUCAUGAGCCUUGACUUUGACGCUGGGAAGUUAAGAGGUGUCUCGGGCUCCUCGGAGAAGGCCCUCAACUCCUGGACGCUUGACGGACAGCAGAGCCUCAAGCUGCAGGAUUCAGUAGAGCUGGUGAAUCCAGGGAUUUCACACCUCUGUAUCCGAGAAGACAGAAGGAUCCUGGCAACAGCAGGGUGGGAUCACCGGAUCCGUUUGCUUGGGUGGAAGAAACUGAAGCCCCUGGCCGUGCUGCAGUACCAUACAGACAUUGUGCAGUGUGUUGCGUUUUCAGAUCACGACGUGCCCAGCAAGAGACUCAUGGCUGCAGGAUCAAAAGACCAGCGCAUAAGCUUUUGGUCUGUGUAUAACCAGAUUUAGAAGGAUUUUUCUACAUGUGAAGAAGAGUCUUCAAGGUGCAUGUUGUGAAAUCCAUGGAGCUCCCAUACCUUAUUAAAUAUCCUGUUACUAUCACCAGAGGCACGAUGAAGCACUGCUGAAUGGGAUUAUGUGCUAGUUAACUCUUUCAGGGAGAGAAACUGGACAUUUGGUACAUGGGCUGACAUAAUGAUUGUUACCACUUCUUUUAUUAUUAAAAUAUAUUUUUUAAUAUUUAACAGAAAUCUGGUUUUGCAGUUCAUUCCUGGAUGCAGGUCUUUUUCCAGAAUGCAUUCGGAAGACUCCCAAUGUUUUUCUUGGUGCUAAUAAAGACUGUGGGUGUUAUGAGUUCAUAUAAAUCAGUGGGGGGAAAAGACCUGAAACAAUUACUAAGUGUGCAACAAGCUCAGAUAUACAGGUCUUUGAGAAAAUGCAAAUGGGUGUUAGUAAAAUCUCUCUUUGUAUCAAACUCCUGUGCCAUGCUGUUAAAGUUAUUACAGAAUUAUUCAUUAGAUUUGCUUCAUUGGACUCGAUUGUGAGCUCUGUUGAGUGACAGUUUGAACUACAAUCCCUCCCAUCGGCAGAGACCUCUUCUCUGACCCACAGCACAUUAAUCAGCGACACUAAUCACAUAGUAGAGCGUUGCUUACAACAUCCAUUAAAAGCUACUGCGUUUGUUUUCACAAGAGUUCGGAGGAGAAAAGAUGACCACAUGAAGAAAGAUUCAGUCUUUCAUAGCAAAAGGGCCACUAACUUGUGAACUCCUGUAGGCACCAGAGAACAACGGUGCCGAUGUCCAGCUCUGAAAGAUUCGGGAUUCAUGACCACUAUAAAGGUCUUUCAAAGCUGGAACACCCAAAUGUAGAUGCUGUUUUGGAGAUCCAGAACCUGGAUUUUAACAAGUGUGUGUGUGUGUGGCAUAUGCAGCUACAGGGGAUUAUUGGAAAUGUAUGGUAGAAUCAUUGCCAGAUUGGAAUAUUCUGAUAAAAAAUCAGUCUACUGUAAUCUAUCCAGAACAGUAUACAAAGUACCAAAGCGCUACUGUAGCCCAGAAAACACUCUGCAGCAUUUUAUUUGAGCCUUAAACUGACGUAUAAGAGAAGACAGGGUGUAAAAAGAUGUCUGAAAGAGGCUGAUCCAGGUUUAGAAAUGAUCCUUGACAGCACUUCAGAAUAAAGGCCUCUGUGACUUCACUGGACCAGAUGUAACACUGGCAAUGGAGGCUUUUGGUGCUCUGCAGCCAGCCCGGUCAACACUGACCUUGUCUGACCGUUCUCUUUCCCCCGCUUGGAGAGGAGAGGGCACUUCAGUUUCAACUGAUCCAAGCAAUUCAUUGACACAGACUUGAUAAGCAAAGUCAGUAAAAGAGAAAUAUAGGCCUACAAAUCAUGCAUUUUGGUCAUCACUAAUGUAAGUGUUAACUAGCUGUUAGUCAUCGAUUGCGAUGCCUUUGCGUGCGUUGUGUACAGCUGCUAAUGGUAAUACCAUUGUGACAAGUGAAUGAAAAGGUCAAGGGUCUAGUAGCACCUCAGAUCACUCAUGCAUGCUUUAGAUUUGCCUUCUAGUGCCUGAAAAUGGCCUGGAAUAGUCAACGUUUGUCAGAAAACCAGCAAGAAUCUCCUCAAAGCGAUAAUUACCCAAUCCAACCAAGCCUUUUCUUACCAGAUUUAUACUGUUAGCACUCUUUUCAUUCCUCUCAGGAAAUGUGCUUUUGACACUGCACCUGCAUCCAAACAGGGCUCCCGUGUGUUAUU